AUGAUAAAUAUAAGGGAAUUAUCUUUGUCAAAAAUAUCAAAAGAAUAUUGGAGCGGAAUGGGAAGAGAACCACACAUGUGGUUGUUAUCAUGUGAAGAAUAUCUUGCUCAUUUGGCUUCAAUAAUGAAAACUUCUGUUGAUUCCGAGAUUAUAUUUGCCUCCACUAAUGAUAAACGUUCAAGUACCAAAACAGCAAAUACAUUAUCGUCAUUACUGCCAACAACAACAAUGAACUCAUAUUCACAAGAUGAUAACUAUGGUUCAAACGAGAUCAUCACUACUGAUGAAUUGGUACAAUGGAUUCAAAAGAAAUUGAAUUUUCAUAAAAAAUUUUCCGCAAAAAUUUUAUUACAACAAAUGGCUAAUUUUGGUUUUAUCGAAAGAAUCGAUGGUCAUCCAAUUUUGUUUCAUAACGCUGUUGACGGGAAAAUUGAAUACGAUUGUUUGUUCCCCUUAACUUUUGCCACAGAAUGCUCUCCAACUGUAGAGACUUUAAUCACCGCAAUCUAUGGAUGUUUAUCAGACAUUAAUAUAUCAAUAAAUGAAUGUGGAUUUUUAAUUAUGACCCGUCGUUGCUUUCCUGAUCCAUUUUUGUCUAGAUAUACACUGGAACGUUUAAUUUUUGCUGUAAUUGAUUGGAGUUGUAGUGAGGAUGAUAGAUUAUUAAAAAUUGCAAGAGAGUAUAUCCCUUUAAAACGUAAGCUUCCCGGUGUUCGUGAUGAAAUGGAAGACAAAAGGGCAGGUGUUGGUGGUUCCAGUACACAACAAAAAGGUGGCACUUAUUUACACAAUUAUUCUGGGGGUGGUGCAUAUAUUAUUAGUCGUAAAAUGUUAAAGGAGAAAUAUGUUGUAAAUUGGAUGUCAAAAAUACAUGAAAUAAAUCCUACAUUAUUUUGUGAUUUAGUUUAUAAUCAAUUAGAAUCACUUCAAAAAGAUCAAAAUGAAAAAGGAAAUCUACAAGAAUCAAUGGAAAAUGAAUUCCAUCAUUAUGAUAUUGUUUUAAAAAAUAUAAUUAAACUUUGGAAUAAUGGUUUACUUUUUUCAUCUUUAAACAAUCUGAUUUCUCUUUGUGCUUCUAAAAUCCCUUCCAACAGACAGAGUACCACAGACCAAAUUCUUAUUCAUGCGGAAAAUAACAAUCUUGAUAUUACCGAUCCAAUCGCAACUUUAUCACAACUUUUCAAAGAAGGGGGCGCUGUUGAGCUUUCACGUGCAGUACAAUGGAUGGAAUUGAUGGUGCGAGCAGGUGUUGGGCUUCCUGGUUUAGUAUUCUCUGAUUUUCUACCACUUUUAGCAAAAAUUGAGCCAUCACUUGAACUGUAUACUUCUUAUUUACAUGUCAUAUGGUAUCAAGUAAUGAAUGGACUUGGUCACCUUAUGACAAGAGGAGUCAUUCUUAAAAUAAUAUCUGAUGUAAAUGAGGCGACUUUAGAUAUGAUAAAGAAAAUCAAUGAAGAAGGUCAAAGUGCUGAUAUGUUAAUCGCUAGAAAAUUUAUCAAAAUUACUUUAGCGUUAUCAUUACAUUCAUAUAGUUGUCCUCUAGAUUAUAUUUACAAUUUAGGAAUAGUAGAAGAACCCAAUGAAAGACCAAACGGACAAAUGUUACCUAAAAGAAUUUCACAUUUGCAAGAUCCGACUCCUGGUUCGAACGUUACAUCUGAUACAUCCUUAAUUAAAUGCUUAUUAAUUUAUGCAAGAUUAGAAAAAUUGGAAAUACGUAGCGAUGUAGUAAAAUCAUUUUGGAGAUUUUUCACUGCUGCAAGUCUUAUUUUCAAUAAGAUAGAAUUUAUUAAUAGUUGUAUACCAAAGUUAUUGCCUAUUGUAUGGGAGGAACUUUCACCUUUAUACGAUGCAUCUUCAGAAAUUACAAUGUUACUUUUAAUGAGGAUUAUUUGGACUGAUUCUCGAUUUUUCCUAGCUUCUGUUAGUAAAGUUUUUGAGCACGAAAGAUGGGAAGUGAGGUAA
This is a messenger RNA of Entrophospora sp. SA101, 1965 nucleotides long. The record is from the annotation of a GenBank genome assembly. Lineage: Eukaryota; Fungi; Glomeromycota; Glomeromycetes; Entrophosporales; Entrophosporaceae.